Messenger RNA from Psammomys obesus (fat sand rat), 4641 nucleotides. RefSeq names its product chromosome unknown C16orf46 homolog (gene CUNH16orf46). Lineage: Eukaryota; Metazoa; Chordata; Mammalia; Rodentia; Muridae. Bases 213 to 1409 code for a protein of 398 amino acids. The record is from RefSeq and is a predicted model, not a curated record. The transcript is spliced from 3 exons.
CAACCGGCCCGGCUCCCGAGCCGGGACGAGCCGGGACCCGCCGCUGCCGGUCUUCCUUCCCUCGCGGCCCGCAGGAGCGUCUGGGUGGCCGUGACCACAUCCUCGCCCCGGGGAAAAUUCCCUAGGACACUUCGCGAGAAACAAAGCUGUGGAAGGAAGCAACCUUCAGGGCGGGAAGAAGAUGCUAAAAACUAUAAGCAAUCAGCCCAGUAAUGGAUUUCUGUCAGGAGAGUGAAACUGUUUUAGAAAAUAAUGAAAAUAAGAAAAUUGAAGACACAGAAGAAACUGUACUGACUUUAAGUUGUCCAGAUGAGAGAAGCGAAAGGAAUCACGUUUGCUGUCUUCUCAGUAUCAGUGAUCUCACGCUGAACGAGGAUGAGCGGGCCAGCGAGUUUGCCAUCAACACUGGAUGGGAGGAAGCUGUCCAUGGCUGGGGAAGGACCUCACCAACUGCCUGCAUCUGGUCAAGGAAGAGAGUGAAAAGGGGGAGGGUAGGAGAAGGCACCAGUGGUGGCAGCAACUGCUUGUUGUGCAUGAGUCUUUCCCAAGGGAGUCCUGAGGCCCGGUCCCUGUUAGAGGGUGGGAAAUCGGAAGUGGCUGCUGUGGUUGAGGUGAGCCCUCAGAAGAGCUGGAGCAACCCCUCCCAAGGUCCCAGCACUGCUUCCAAAGAGCCCAGCAAACCCUGCUUUCCUACACACUUGAAUGGAGAAAAAAAAAGCCUGCAAACCAAGGAGUUUAUCUGGUGCAUGGAGGAAUGGGCAUUUCCCGAGACAGUUAGCAGCAAGGACUGUAGGAACCCCAGCAGAAUCACCGACCAGGGGCUCUCCAUCUCCAGUUCCCUUGCUUCCAAUGCCCUUGUGGUUCUGCCCCCACUGAAAAUAUCUCCCCCGAACAACUUGGAUGUUCUGAAUAAGAAAAGCAAGAAUGUUUUCUGGCAGCCAGAAGAAAAGGUGUUGCGGGUGGGAAAGGAUGAGAGUGUAGCUUGUACAGAUGGACUGAAAACAGUAGAUGGGAAAGGUGAAAAAAACUUGGACCUGGCCAGCCGCCUGAAGGUCACCAACAUUCUGCCUUUCCCUACCCCUGUGGCCCGGACCCACCUACUGGCAACUGAGUCUCAAGGGUGCUGCAUGCGCUGGUCUGUCCUUCCCCCGAAGAGCUCUCUGUACUCACACAAUCCCACCAACAUCCACUAUCUUGCCACCCUGCAGGUUUUGCAUAAACAAGGAGUGCAAAGCUACAGAACCAGUCUCAAAGCCAAGGAACCCAAAGCACCCAGGAGGCACAUUCUCACAGAGGCCAAGCAACACAGGCACCAACCGCUAGUGAACAAAGUGUUCCCCAAACCUCUCCUGCCAUCUCUCACAGUGAGCAGGGUUAUCAUCCCAGUCUCUACUCAUAGAGUUCUCUGAUUUUCCACAAUAUAAUUUCCUGAGAGUACGUGCUGCCUGAAACUCAUUUGUCCCACUUCCUGUCUUCCACUCCCUCUCCUUUUCUAUCCCAUCCUUCAGUCAUUCUUUCCUUUCUCUUCCGUUCUCUGUUCUGUCCACUCUUCACCUCAUUCUUUUUCUAUCUUUGUAAUGGGUUUGGGUUCAUUCUCAAAAACACCAUAUUGAGGCGGUGUGGUGACACACACCUAUAAAUCCUAGCAUUUGUGAGACUGAGGCAGGGGGAUGUCAAAUUCAAGACUAGCCUGGGCUGUACAAGAAGAUCCUGUUUUGUUUUCUGAGAAAAAAACAAGAACCCACUGGAUUCAUGUUACCUGCUUCUGCUGCUAAGCCAUUUACAGACUGUAAGUUGGGUCGGGUCAGCCUAGGUUGGCCUUCUUGCCCAGUGGCUCCCAUUGUGGGAGGUGGAACAUUGAAAAGGCACUCUGCUGCUCUCUAGCCCCAGAGCCACCUGACUGGUCUUCUGCCCACAGCGAUGCCCCCACAGCAGUGCCUAAGCUUACUUAGUGCAUGGUCAGCUUAGAAAGACACCGGCUUCUCUUUUGACCCAGGCAGUUAUUGCUGCCUUGUUUCUCUCAAUAAAGAUGUGAAAUACUUGAUGAAUGGGAAAAUCCCAGCUGUAUCCAAGUAGAUAUACCAAAGUCCAAGGUGCCAUAUCUUUGUACUACAACCAAAGACAUACUGUCCAGCGCCUCCUGUGCCUACGUGGUUACACCCUCAUACUGCAGCCUCAAGCAUCUCUGCAACUGGAAGGCAGUCACAGAUUAAUAAAUUCUAGCCUGAGGAGCAGGUUAGGAAUAUUGGUUGUUUGGGGAGAAACACUGAUGACUAUGACCUGACCUGACCUCCCUGCUCCAGCCUUACCUUGCCUCUGAUACUUGGGAACCCUCAGCCGUUAGACACUUAGGGAAUGAGGCUGUUGCUUUCCCCCUUCUGUCUUCCCUGUUUUCAGCUCAUUUUCACCAGUUCGUAGCACCAUGCAUAGUAUAUUACAUGUAAAUGAAUCAUAUUUUGAUGCCAAAUGGUAUUGCUAUGUGGACAGAUGCUCCAACCAUUUUUGUGCUAUCCGUAAUCAUUAAACUGCUUUGUGAUUACAUAAUUUUAAUUGCUUAGAGUAGGCUGUACUUGAACUCUUAGAUUUUUCCAUCUUCUCAGUGAUGACAAUAUUACUGUAGACAUCUGCUCUACACACUUGGUCUUUAACAUUUUGUCUGUUAGCCUAGGUUCUUUUGUUUUCAUUGUUCCUGGUGUUUUGGUUUUGUCUAACUCAGACUGGCCUUGAGGUGGCUUUGAAUUUGUCUUGCCUCAGCCUUCCAAGUGCUUAGAUUAUAGGCAUGUGCUACCACAUUUCUAAGCCUUUUUUGAAAAACUAAAAUGCUAGCCAAUAAUUGUUUAAGCCUGCAGUCUCAACAUCCAGAAAACCAAAACAAAGCCUAACAAACCAAGAAGGAAAGGCCACAGCACAGGGUGGGGAGGGUAAUGUGUUGAUUGAUGGUGGGUACUUAGUAGUCUAGAAGGAAUUGUUAGAGUCUGCCCCUCCCCUGCUUCCUUCUCCGAUAAGCCACUUGGAUUCUGUCCCAAAGAGAAAUUGGGUAUCUCACCAUUUCUGGUCUGUGAUGUAGGACUCACACAAGCCCUGAGCAUGCCCAGGGGUAUCUCCAGCCUCUUUCGAAAGCAGCAGAAAAACAAGCUCUAUAUGCAAAGCAGGCCAAAAAGCGAAUCCUAGUAGAACACCCACCAGUAAUGGCUGGACUUCCUUGUUGGCCCAGGAUCCUUUCCCUUGAGUUUUUAACGCAGAUUGAAAAGAUUAGGCUAAGUCACAAUAUAAACAUGUUUUAAAGUUUUGUCAGGUUUAUUUUACAUAUAUGAAUGUUUUACCUAGAUGCAUGGAUCUUACACCAUGUAUGUGCCUGGUGCUCACACAAGUCAGGAAAGGAUCAGCGCCCCUGGAACCUGAGUUAGAGAUGGCUGUGAGCCACUGUGUGGGUGCUGGAGACCAAACCGUGGUCUGGAAGAGCAGCAGUGCUCGUAACUGCUAGUCUGUUUCUCCAGCCCACACAAUAUAAAUAACUUUAAAAAAGUUACCAUGCAAAGUACUCAUUAUGACAUUCAUACAUGGCAUAAUUUUUGAAAGAAGUCUUUGGGGGCUGGUGAGAAGGCUCAGCAGGUAAAGGCACCUGCCAGCAAUCCUGAUGACCUAAGUUUGAUCCCCAGACACCACAUGAAUGACAGAUCAGUUCGAGAGUGUUCCCGUGCACAUAGACAAUAAUUAAAUGCUUUUGAAAAUUAGAAAAAUGUUUUGUUAAGAUUAAGAGUUAAGUUCUGAGUGACAAAUUAGAGCAAGUUCUGAAUGAAAUAGCAUUAUAAAAUCUGUUACUGGGCCUUCAAGAUGGUACAGCAUGUAAAGGCACGUGUACAAACCCAAGGACUUGAAUUCAAUCUCUGGGUCUCAUGGUGGGAGAGAACAGGCUUCUGAAAGUUGUCCUUUGACCUCAACAGGUAUACCCUAGCCCCUGACAAUUAUUUCGAAUUCUAACUAUAAAAAUGUUAAGCAGGGCAGGGCUGUGGAGUCACACACCUGUAAUCCCAGCACUAGGGAGGCAGAGGCAGGCAGAUCUCUGAGUUCAAGGUCCUCCUGGUCUACAGAAUGAGCUCCAGGACAGCCAAGGCUACACAGCAUUCGUAUGUGCAUCCAUCCUGUUUUGUCUAGAAGACACUUCUCUUUGGAGCUAUCCACUACCUCUGGCUCUUACAGUCUUUCUGCCUCCUCAUCCACAUAGAUCCCAGAACCUCCAGGGGAGGGCUUUGAUGAAGGGUGCUUGUCUAACAUGCUUAGGGGCCUAGGUUCAGUCUCCAGGACUAUAUAAAACAGGGCAAGGUGGCGCAUGCUUGUAAUAUAUAUUUAGCCCCUACCUUUCAAGUGACCCCAAGACAUAACAUGUGGAAACCCCAUUGGGUCCUGCCAGAAUUCCACGUGGCAAACUUGACAGAAAUGUUUAUAUCAAAACUGAAAGGAUGAAGAGAUGGCUCAGCCAUUAAGAGCACUGUCCGCUCUCCCAGAGGUCCUCCUGAGUUCAAUUCCCAGCAACCACAUAGUGGCUCACAACCAUCUAGACUGAAAUCUAAUGCCCUCUUCUGCCCCUCUUCUGGGAUGAAGACGUACACGCAGAUAGAGCAUAUAAAUAAAAUCUUUUUA